AGUACAACGCUGGGUAAUGAGGCAUUAAUGAUGAACUCGUGCAGGAGGAGGAGGAUGUUGCAGCGGUGGAACAGCCUCGUUCCUCUGCUUCGCCCUGAGACUCGGUCCAAAAUAAACCAGCUUCAGAACAAAACAUAAAAAAAAGAAAGAAGCCUGAAUGCUUUGGAGACACGUCAUCCAGCGGAAGUCAUUAAGAAGGAGGAGAAGAUGCAUUUGUUCACUUAAUUCCAACGACAACAGCCCAGUGAGAUCCUGUGUCUCACGCUUCACAUUCACUGUUUCUCUCCCUUUUUCUCCCCCCCCUUUUUUCCAUCUAUCCUCUCAUCUCCUCCUCAUCACAUCUUCUUCCUUUCCUCCCCCAUUCCACCUCCUCUCCCCUCAGAGUGUCUUUAUCGUCCUCUCGUCUUCUGUCAUUCUGUCUCUCGCCUCCCCCUCUUAUUUUCUCUUUUAUCUCUCCCUUCCUUUUUCUCCUCCUCACUUUCUCCUCUUCUUUCUUCUGCUUGAUGUUCACCCUUUCCCCUCUUUAUAUACUUCUCCUCUAAUUCUCUCUUCUUCCCAUGUUUUUUAAACUCCUCUUCUCUCCUCUCCUCUCAAUAUUGCCUCCUCUUUUUUACCCCCCCCCCCCCCAAUUUUUUUCUCAUAUUCUCUUAUUUCAUCUUCUCUAUUUUUCUUCUUCUCUCAUCCCCCCUUAUCUCACCUCACUUUUAAAUCUCUCCUAUUUUAAUCUCACCCUUUUCUCUCAUAUCCUGUUUUCCACAUCUGCUUUCUCAUCUCGUCUAUUUUCUUCAUGCUCUUAUUUUCAUCCUUCUUCUCCUCUCUCCUCACUUUUUCCUCUUCCCUUUCUUCUCUCCUAUUUUCUUAUCACACUUUCCCCCUUUCAUCCUUUCCUUUCCCUCUUUAUAACCUCUUCCCCUCCAUCUCUUUUAUUCCAUCUCCUUUCCUCUUUCUUUUAUUUCCCUCUCCUCAUCCACUGCGGCUCUUUUCCUCUCAUCACUUUUCUCCCUCUCCCUUCCCCCCCCCCCCCCCUGUUUUUAUCAUUUCCCCUCCUCUCAUCUCUCUGUCAUCUCUCCUGUUUUAUUCUCACCCUUUCCCUCCCUUUAACAACUCUUCCCCGAAUCUCUCCCCACUCUCCUCUCCUCCCUUUGCGCACGCACCCAUCUCUCCCCACCUCCUCGUUUCUCAAUGAAUCCUUCUCCCAGGUUGGACCCCUCCCACUUCGUGUAAGCACUUAAUUGUCAGUCUUGACGAAACUUGCGUGAAAGCUUAAAUACCGUGCGCGCCCCUGUCUUUCUCUGAGGGUUAUCUCUUGUGCGUUAGUGUGUGGAGGUGCCAGUGCGUCUUCUCCUCCUUCUUCCACCUCCUCGUGCGCUUUGGCUCGUUCCGUGCCGCUGACCCAGCAGCAUGCAGGUGUCUGUGGCCCUCCUCGUCUCCAGCUCCGCGCUCCUGCUGCUCCAGGGAUGCUGCUCCGCCGUGAAGGGAUGGAAGGGACUAAAAAACGACGCCACGGAGAUUUUACCGGAGUACCGAGAAAAUACCCGGACGCCCCAACAGGACGCGAACCUUCCGCAGGCGAGCAACGGCCGAAAUAACACUGUGAAUAACCGGGCGAAGAACGGCGGAAGAAACGUAAACGCAGUCUCCUUCAGUGCCGCGGAGCUGAGCUGCAGGGAGCUGCGUUCCACCCGGUACAUCACCGACGGAUCCUGCCGCAGCGCCAAACCCGUCCGGGAGCUGGUUUGCUCGGGCCAGUGCAUGCCGGCUCAUCUCAUGCCAAACACCAUCGUCCGCGGCAAGUGGUGGAGGAGCAGCGCCUCGGACUACCGCUGCAUCCCGGCACACUCCCGGACGCAGAGGGUCCAGCUGCAGUGUCCCAACGGCAACACUCGGACUUACAAAAUCCGCGCGGUCACCUCCUGCAAGUGCAAACGCUUCAGGCCCCACCACAACCAGUCAGAGGCCAAGGAGGUGCCGAAGACGCACCGCGGCAAGAAGCACGGCCGCUCGGCUCAGGACCGGAAAAAGAACAACACGCCGCUGGUGGGAAACUCGUACUGACGCAGCUCGGCAGCAUCUGAGGACAAAAGACUGAAGCACAUUCACACACACACACACACACAGACACACACAGACACACACACACACACACACACACACUACACACACAAACCAACAUAUCUCCUUCAAAUACGGAGGAGAUGCAAGUUUAAAGAGAGCAAAUUCAUAAGCUAAUUGCUGGGCUGACUGUAAGUCAUCUGUUUGUUGUUUCAGCCGCCUGUGAGCAUAUGUGUGAACUUUGCUUAUUUGCAUGAGGGGAUGAGUCGGUGCCCGGGCUCGGCCCGACGGUCACCGGUCAGGAGAUGCAGCACCAUGACGGAUAAUACGAACCAAGUAUCUGAUCACCCCAACAGCUCAGAACCUCCCUGCCCCCCCGCUCUCUCCUCCACUCAAACUGAAUUCAUUUAAACGCUCCCCGAGCCCUCGAGUCCAUCUGUACAAACAUCCAGAGGAUCCAGAGCUCCGCUGCAGCGCCGCUCUGUGAAAAGCUGGAAAGGUGUACCUCCGCUCCAAAUUGGUUGUAAUCCAUCUCCUUUUGGCCGCGGGUGGAGGAGAUGGUGGCAGCUCAGGGGCUCUGGCGGUGGGAUGUUGACAGUCUUGGAGAGACCCGGGCUCCACGCCGCUCCCCGACAACCCACCAAAGGCCUCACUCAUCGGGACAGACCUACCGCACUCUCCACGCUGCAUCAACCCCCCGACCGGGCCUGUCAGUCACUGGACCGGCUUUCCCACGACCAGGCGCCGUGAGUCAGGAGAGCAAGCGAAGCGUCAGAACACCACAGGGGGCGCUGGGCAUUCCGGUGACUCCUCUUAAUUACUAAAUGAGCCCAAUCCGGUGUUGGGAUCUAGGUCAUGAGAAGCCAUUUCCUCCGGCCAGUUUCCUGUUUGCUGGAAUCUCACACAGAAAGCGCACAUGUGUGUAGGAGGCAUCAGAAGAUUGUGCGUGGUCGUGCUGUUACCUCGGGGCAGAGCGCUCUCCAACACGCCCACACUGGAAUUCUCCUGGAACGGGCCGAACAGAGCAGCGAGCGACCGCUCACAGCCAAAUCAAAAAAGAAAUAAAAGAAUUCUGUGUCAGGCUGCAAGAUUCAAGACACCUCCACUCGGCUCUGCUCCCUAAAUAACUCCGACCGGAAAGAUAGGAGCUGAAAUAACCUAAAAAGAAAAACAGAAAUUCAGUUUUGAAUCAUUCUAUCGACUCCUGAAUAAUCCGACAGGAAGAGGAAGUCGGACAAACACGAUCUCCUUCCUCCGACUCCAUGAAGAAUAUUCACCGUGUUUCCACAGAUUGUCACCAGGCCGCUGUUCUGAGAAAUGAUAGCUUCU
Molecule: messenger RNA, 3381 nt
Organism: Pleuronectes platessa (European plaice)
Lineage: Eukaryota; Metazoa; Chordata; Actinopteri; Pleuronectiformes; Pleuronectidae
Gene: sost
Product: sclerostin
Exons: 2
Coding region: 1402-2055 (217 amino acids)
Biological process (GO): negative regulation of Wnt signaling pathway; ossification; negative regulation of BMP signaling pathway
Molecular function (GO): BMP binding
Source: RefSeq, a predicted model, not a curated record